CCCGUAUUACUAUACGCCUCUGAUAGUAAAUGACACUUCAUCUCUAUGUCUCAGGGAAGAGAUUCCUCCCGGGGUUCUAGGACGAUCUAUGUGUCCAGCUGCUGCUGUAGCUCCACCUGCUUAGACUUCUGCCCAUCGCCGGAUCAUGCUGAGGGCGAGAGUGCAGCAUCUGCUGCUGGGGAAGAUCUGCGGACACCAGCGCCCCGGGCCCACCGCGCUGCCAGCUCUGCUGAGCCAUCCCUCCGCGCGGAGCCAUCAAACCUUACAUCCGGAAUGGGCAGCCCUGGCCAAGAAACAGCUCAAAGGGAAAGAUCCAGAGAGUCUAAGAUGGCACACGCCAGAGGGUAUAGUGAUCAAGCCUCUGUACACCAAGAGGGACACCGCAGACCUACCCGAGGAGCUGCCGGGGGUCAGUCCGUUCACCCGCGGCCCGUACCCCACCAUGUACACCCACAGACCCUGGACCAUCCGGCAGUACGCUGGCUUCAGCACCGUGGAGGAAAGCAACAAGUUCUAUAGGGAUAACAUAAAGGCCGGUCAGCAGGGAUUAUCCGUAGCCUUUGACCUGGCCACCCAUCGGGGAUAUGACUCGGACAACCCUAGGGUUCACGGAGACGUGGGUAUGGCCGGGGUGGCCAUCGACACUGUAGAAGACACCAAGAUGCUUUUCGAUGGUAUUCCCUUGGAGAAGAUGUCCGUUUCCAUGACCAUGAACGGGGCGGUCAUCCCUAUCCUGGCCAUGUUCAUCGUCACCGGACAGGAGCAGGGCUGUCCUCAGGAGCAGCUGACCGGGACCAUACAGAACGACAUAUUGAAGGAGUUCAUGGUCAGGAACACCUAUAUAUUUCCACCGGAGCCGUCCAUGAAAAUCAUCGCUGAUAUCUUCCAGUACACCUCACAGUUCAUGCCAAAAUUUAACUCCAUCUCAAUCAGCGGAUAUCACAUGCAGGAAGCCGGGGCCGAUGCCGUCCUGGAGCUGGCGUACACAAUAGCGGAUGGUCUGGAAUAUUGUCGGACAGGGCUAAAGGCCGGGCUGACCAUUGAUGAAUUUGCUCCAAGGUUGUCCUUCUUUUGGGGCAUCGGGAUGAAUUUCUACAUGGAAAUUGCAAAAAUGAGAGCCGGUCGGAGGCUGUACGCCGACCUGAUAGAGAAGAACUUCCAGCCCAAGGAGAAGAAGUCGCUGUUGCUGAGAGCGCACUGUCAGACUUCUGGGUGGUCACUCACAGAACAGGACCCCUAUAACAAUGUCGUCCGCACGGUGAUUGAGGCCAUGGCCGCAGUUUUCGGGGGCACCCAGUCGCUCCACACCAAUUCCUUCGAUGAGGCUUUAGGUCUGCCCACAGUCAAGAGCGCACGGAUCGCCCGCAACACCCAGAUUAUAAUUCAGGAGGAGUCUGGGAUACCCAAGGUGGCGGACCCCUGGGGUGGGUCCUACAUGAUGGAGUGCCUGACAGAGGAUGUCUACCAAGCUGCUCUGAAGCUUAUUAAUGAGGUAGAAGAGAUGGGCGGAAUGGCCAGAGCCGUGGCGGAGGGUAUCCCAAAACUGCGCAUCGAGGAGUGUGCGGCCCGCAGACAAGCCAGGAUCGAUUCAGCUUCUGAAGUGAUUGUCGGUGUGAACAAGUACCAGCUGGAGAAGGAGGAGAGUGUGGAGGUUCUUGCCAUCGAUAAUACAGCGGUCCGCACCCGGCAGAUUGAGAAGCUGAAGAAGGUCAAGGCCAGUAGAGACGGAGCUGCUGCGGAACGCUGUUUGACUGCAAUCACUGAAUGUGCCGCCACCGGCCAGGGAAACCUCCUGGGACUUGCAGUGGAAGCCGCCCGUGCAAGAUGCACCGUGGGAGAAAUCACUGAUGCCAUGAAGAAGGUUUUCGGUGAACACAAAGCCAGCGAUAGAAUGGUGAGCGGGGCGUAUCGCCAGGAGUACGGGGAGAGUGAAGAGAUCGCCUUUACUCUGAAGAGAGUCCAGAGUUUCAUGGAGAGAGAAGGACGGAGACCUCGUCUGCUGGUCGCCAAAAUGGGUCAAGACGGCCAUGAUAGAGGGGCAAAAGUUAUCGCCACGGGGUUCGCAGACCUUGGCUUUGAUGUGGACAUCGGACCCCUUUUCCAGACUCCUCGUGAGGUGGCGCAGCAGGCCGUGGAUGCGGAUGUGCACACUGUUGGUGUCAGCACGCUAGCCGCAGGGCACAAAACCCUCGUCCCGGAGCUCAUCAAAGAGUUAAAAGCCUUAGGACGACCUGAUAUUCUGGUGAUGUGUGGAGGAGUCAUCCCACCCCAGGACUAUGAGUUCUUGUAUAACGCCGGAGUGUCCAAUGUGUUCGGACCCGGAACCCGAAUCCCCAAAUGUGCGGUACAAGUCAUCGAUGACAUAGAGAGGAACCUGGAGAAGCGUCAGCAGUCGUUAUAAAUGGGCAGGACUCCAUGUUGUACCCUGCUGAAAGAGCUCUACAGAUCGUGAUGGACUCUUGAAGAACUUUGUAACACAGUUUAAAGACUAUUUUUGGUCUCAAAAGACUUUUUGCCCCGUGGCAUCAAAUGUGAUCAGAUCUUUGGUGUUUGUAAGAAUAACUUUAUAUAUUCAAUUAUAAUUUAAAAUAAAACACUUUUUGUAA
This is a messenger RNA of Hyla sarda, 2606 nucleotides long. It is a transcript of the gene MMUT, whose product is annotated as methylmalonyl-CoA mutase. The record is from RefSeq and is a predicted model, not a curated record. Gene Ontology annotation, cellular component: mitochondrion. Lineage: Eukaryota; Metazoa; Chordata; Amphibia; Anura; Hylidae. Gene Ontology annotation, molecular function: methylmalonyl-CoA mutase activity; metal ion binding; cobalamin binding. The transcript has 13 exons. The coding region runs from base 146 to 2401 and encodes 751 amino acids.